CCGCCCUCUCUGUCGUCGAUCCGCCCAAAGAGGGAGCUUGGCCCUGCCCCGGGCAGGAUCCUUCCCAUGAAAGUCGAGUCCAUCGCUCUGCCCCCGACACAUCUCCCCCCUCUCGCCCCCUCUUGCCCGCCGCCCCUUUCCUGCCUGCCUGCCUCACGUGCCUCCCUGUGCCUUGCCGCCCGAGGCUCCCUCACCGGCCAUGGUCUCGCCGCAAGGCCCCCUCUCGUUGGAGGAGUUGGCGAUGGCCUUCCGCCAGGAAGCCGAUCGGGCGGUUGUCUCGCUAAAUGAGCAUGCGCUCCAUGACUCGGCCAGAUGGCUGUCCGACCUGGUUGGCUGUCUGGCACCAGGCACUGCCCUCCUGUCGGAGGCGGUGCACCUGGCUGCCAGUGGGGCGCGGCCGAUCGGCCACCCGGGCUGUCCCAUGCAAAUGAGCACUCCGCUUGCCGCUCGCGCACGCACACAGCUCCGGAACACACUGCACGAGGGCCAUGCCUUCCUGCGGGCCUCCUACCAGGCGGGCCACGGCCCGGCCGACCGGCGCUCUUCCGGCCCGGGCUUGGCCACGGCCCGGCCAAGGGACCUUGGAAACGCCUUUGCCGGGCUUUAUGCCCGGUGGCUGGACGCCGACCGCCGGCGGCAGGAUGCCACCGUUCGACUGUAUGCCAAUCGCUUUGGCACCGGGGCAACGACACUUCAGCCGCCGGCCCCCCGGCCGCCGGCGCGUUUCACCAUGCGCCGUGGGGUGGGCUCCAUUGAUAGUACGCCUCGUUGCGCGGCAAAUCCCACCCGCGUGCCGUCUCCCGCUUCGCCUUGUCCUCCUGCUCCCCCCACGGAUGCAAGACAGCAUCGGUCCUCCUGCCCGCUGUCUCCGAUUGACCGAUUUGUCGCCGGCGCUCAGCCGCCUUUUUCAAUUCGGUCGACGAGAUCUCGCGCGAUUUGGUCGUCCUGCUGAUGGCCGAGCUGGCCCAGGCCGAGGGCCGCACUUUGGAGCACCCUGGAUCGGCUUCCGCCGAGCCUUUGCGCGCCUGCCUCGCCUGGCUGGGCGCUCCGCCGGGCGAUCGGCCCGUGACGGCACUGCUCCGCCGGGUCGGCCGAUUGCCAGGCGGCCUCGCAGCCAUGAGCGGCCUCGCGCGGCUCUUUUGGCUGGCAGCGGUUAUGCUACUUGAGAAGAGCCGCGCAGCUGGAACCCUUCCGGUCCCGGGGGCUCGGCGGCCGCCCUUCUUCCUGUUGGCCCUGGCGUCGGCCGUCUUGGAUCCACUGCACUGGGGCGCGUGGCUGGUCUUGUCGCACUUUGUGGCCACCGUGGAGCAACUUGGCCGAAUUGUGGCGCAGCUUCGCGCCGCAGUCGUGCACAUCCGAGGGAGCCCCCUCUUCGGCCUGGAGCAUGCCGUGGCCCUGUCGCUGAUGGGCCGGCUAUUUGAGGCACACACGCUGACCACGGUCCUGCGCACCGAGCCGGCCAGUGCCCUUCGUGUGCUGCUGACCGGCCGCGGGACCGGGCAAGACACGGGCGGCGGAUGUGACCGGUGCAUGCCGGCCCCGGCCGGGCAGGCCGCCUGCAUUUGCCUUGGACCGGUGUUCCUCCUGGCAGCCGGGCAUGGCGGCGUGGCCGCGGUCCUGCUUGCCCGGGCACAUGCCCUUCAGGGCGACCUGGCCGGGGCUCGGGCUCUUUUGGCCCCGGUGGCGCGGGCCUCCUUUCACCACUAUGGCGCGGAGCUGAGCGGCCUGCUUUUCCGUCUCCUGCCCUUGGAUGACCAUCUCCCGGAGGGGGGCGGCUGCACCGGCGGUGGUGCCUUGGCCCCGGGUGACCCGGAGGCGGAGCUCACCCGACUGCUGGUGUGCCUGCCAGCGCGCGAGGCGCUUGGCCUCCUUGCGGAGGUGGCCCUGGCCGAAGACCCGGCCGGCGUGCGUCCCGGAUCGCUGGUGGUGCAGGCGGACCACGCGAUGGCCCUCUUCCUGACCGGCUGGGAAAGUGUCCACCUUCGCCGGGCGACAGGCCUGCUGGAGCGUGCAGUGUGUGGCCUCCCGGCCGGCGUGGGCCUGGCAUCGGACCAUGCCGGGGGUCCGGACGAUGCGUGGGCCAGUUUGGCCGGGGCAUAUGCCCUGGCCGAGGCGCCGGCUCUGGCGGCCGAGGCAUUCCUGUGGCCACUGGCCGGCCGAUCGGACGGCUGGGCCGGGGGCCAGCGUGCCGCGCUCGGCCUUUCGCAAGUGUACCACCGCAUGGGGAAGUCUUCGCUGGCGGGGCUGUGGGCCUGGCGUGCAUGCGCCGAAUCACCGGCCGAUCCACGCUCCUGGGCAUUGCUCCGCGACUCGCUCAGCGAGCAGGGGCAAUCGUGUCUGGACCGGCUGCUGCCCGAGGUCCAGAACAUGGCGCCAACGUCGAUGGACGAUCUUUUGGCGCAUUUCGAUUAACAACAAUACAGUUUAGAAGAUGGGCGCGCCCGCCAAGCGAA
This is a messenger RNA of Fonticula alba, 2453 nucleotides long. RefSeq lists its product as hypothetical. The record is from RefSeq and is a predicted model, not a curated record. Bases 952 to 2412 code for a protein of 486 amino acids. NCBI's taxonomy places the organism in Eukaryota, Rotosphaerida, Fonticulaceae. The transcript has 4 exons.